AUCCCUCGUGGGUCGUGACCAUGAUGAUUACAAGACGACGACCAACCAAAGCUAGCUCAAAAAUAAAAUAACACAUUAAAACAAAUAAAUAUAAAAAUAAAGAAAUCCCGCGUAUAUAUACCGUGAAUUCCAUGUAAGAUAACUUUCAGCCAAGGAAGCGAAGAACCAUGGCUUCAUCUUCUUCCAUUUCCUCUUCCAAAGACAUGAGAAUCCCUGUUUCUCCUCCUCCGCCUCCUCCUCACUCCCCCGCGUAUACACCGAUUCAAGAAAGCGAAGGAGAAGAAGGCAACGGAACUGGAAACUCGAAUCCGUCCGUCGAGAGGAACACACACUCCAAACACCACCCCACUCCCCUCCACCUCCCGCACAAGCCGUCCGAUCGGAAAUCAACGGGGUGCGACGGUGAUGAUGAAGACCGUACAGUCUCCUGCAACAAGUGCCGGCCCACUGCGCGCGAGAAGAUCUCAGUCGUCCCUCUUGAUACCAACGGCUACAAGCGGCCAUCAUCAAACCCCAGCCCUAACCCCAACGGCAUCUUCAGGUCCCUUUUCUCCUCCCUCACGAAGAAAAGCCCCAGGUCGUCUUCCGACCCCUCGUCCUCCGCCCGAGAAGAGCAAUGGAAGCUCGCGGCGGCCGAGCUCUCGCACAAGCUCCUGCAAGCGACUCGGAAACGCGACGAAGCGCUUCUAGAAGCUUCCAAGCUCAAAAACUCCAUGUCCGAACUGGAGAAGAAGCUCAACAAGCUCGAAAUCUACUGCAACGAGCUGAAAUCUGGGCUGGAGGUAUGCAGCGGCUCGUCUCCCUUGAAACUCCAGAUCGAGAACAGGGACCUCAAUCGGACGCAUCAAACCGUCGAAUCCUUCCUCCACGCCGUAUCCGACGCCCGAUCCUCCGUCCGGCACCUGAGCCGCUCCCUUACGCUGCAGCUGCGGCAGAUGGGCGGAAAAGUCUACGAUCGCAUCUCAUCUCUCCUCCAGCCGUACGAUGUCAAGAUCUCCGUCUCCAAGAACCCUAGAAGCCUUCUCUUCUACCUAGAAGCGCUCCUAAACAGGGCCUUCUACGAGGACUUCGAAGGGGUAGGGUUCCAGAAGAACGGCUCAGAUCCGAUCCUGAACCCGAUCGAACGGUGCGAGGCGAACCUGGCUUCGUACGCGGUCCUGAAAGAGCUGAGCUGGGAGGAAGUCCUCAACAAGGGAACGAGGCAUUUCAGCGAGGAUUUCAGCAGGUAUUGCGACCGGAAGAUGAGCGAGAUCGUGGCGAUGCUGGGGUGGAGCAGGGCGUGGCCAGAGCCGCUGCUGCAGGCUUUUUUCGGUGCGGCCAAAGGCGUGUGGAUCGUACACCUGCUGGCACGUGCGGUGCAUCCAAGCGUGCCGAUAUUUCGGGUGGAGAAAGGAGCCAGAUUCGAAGGCGUGUAUAUGGAAGAUAUGGUGGGGGAUCGGGUCCGGAAGCUGGCGCCAACCACGGUCCGAAUCAUGGUCGCGCCCGGGUUCUAUGUCUGCAACAACGUGGUGAAAUGCAAGGUGCUUUGCAGGUACAGUCAGCAGCUCGAAACGGCGUCUUAGGGACGUAUCGGCCGAAACAUGUGCGUAUCGCCCGGUACGUACCGGCUUCGGCCAUUGACAUUACGCCUGUGGACCAACACGUGGCCAUACGAUCCGGUGACCCGCCGGUGGAUUGCGUCUCCAUUGACACGUGGCGGCAAGUGGAACGUUGAUUGCGUGGGGCACCGGGCAAAAUGGUUAUAGAUGAAAACUUUACUGGAGAAGCGAUCGGGAGAUUGAAAGGAAUUGGGUCACACGUGCGAACUUUUCACGUGCGGGUGGGAUCCAGGGGAUCCAGUGACGAUUUUUGCCGGUAAGUGGGCAGCACGUGAAUGAGAAAAGUGGACGGUUUGGAAAAGACGGACAGAUGGACGGUUGAUUUUCUUCUCUCUUGGUGGCCUCCAUCUAUUCACGGCUGAGAUCCUGCGUAUCCGUGACGUCUUAGCACGUGCACGGUCGAACGUUGACUCAACCUCCCAGACGAAUUGCAUUGAGAGGACGGUCCGGAUGCUCUGCCCCCACUAGUCGUUGUAGGGCAAAUGGCCCGCCAAACAGGGGAAAAGGCGCACGGAUUGGACGGGCAACGUUUACUUUCGUCAAUAUUCAUUUCUCCAUAUGGCGGGCCACCAGAUCAACGGUUCAUAUCGCGCUAGACAUGUGGUACGUGUGCGGUGGAUAAGACAGAUGGUUGAGAUUGGUCCAGUCCAGAGUCCGUAUAGGUAUUUUUUUGGUAUGUUAUUGUUUGUUGGGAUCUGAGAAUUGAAAGUAAAAUGUUGGCGCUUUUGCUGUUA
This is a messenger RNA of Magnolia sinica, 2332 nucleotides long. Its product is annotated as IRK-interacting protein. The transcript is spliced from 2 exons. NCBI's taxonomy places the organism in Eukaryota, Viridiplantae, Streptophyta, Magnoliopsida, Magnoliales, Magnoliaceae. Bases 168 to 1562 code for a protein of 464 amino acids. The record is from RefSeq and is a predicted model, not a curated record.